UUGUGUUUUAUUGUAUGAUCAGGUUGAAUUGUGGUUUCCUAGUGAUAGAGAUCAUCUUGUUCCAGAUGACCCAUCAGCACCUUUGCCCUUUGACAGAUUAAACAAUCUUAAGAAGUUUUUCUUCACUUUGUUUGCGAGCACCGACUCAUCUUCAGUGAUGUUGGAUUACAUGAACAUGCUGCUGUAUUUCUGCUGUCAUCCUGAACCGACUCAGGGUUUCAUAAGAGCUUUGAGUCUUGUGACCGAACAUCCACUACAUUAUAAACACACAAGCCCGCUUGUACAGUCUGUGUCACAUAUAGUGGAUGCUGAGUUUGAUGCUGAUGAAGAGGAGGAGGGGAGAGGGGCGGGGUCUGAUGAAGUGGGCGUGUCUGUUGAUGAUGUGCUCAGAGUUUUGAGUCAUGGAGAGAAUCGCAUCUCCUCACAUCCAAAUCGAUUUCACAUGAACUGCAGGAGCAGGGAUGAAUACAGAGAGGAGCUGCUAAAGGUGUGGAAAGAGUUGGACUUUAAAUCAGAGGAGAAGAUACCGUUCUCCACGCUAUCCCAGCAUCCUUUUCUACAGGACCUCAUGGAAACCUCAUCACAGUACCUGCUUGUUGAUAUUCACAAAAUUCUGCAAAGCCAGAAAACUGAAGGAGAUUUCAAAACCUGAGACAUCAUAAACAUUACACAUAAUGUUCCAACACCAAAAUAUACUUUGUGCAAAAGA
Messenger RNA from Misgurnus anguillicaudatus (oriental weatherfish), 709 nucleotides. The record is from RefSeq and is a predicted model, not a curated record. NCBI's taxonomy places the organism in Eukaryota, Metazoa, Chordata, Actinopteri, Cypriniformes, Cobitidae.